CGCCAGCAGCAGCAGCAGCAGCAGCCGCGGAGAGAGCUGAGAGACUUGAGAGACUCGACACGGCGAGUUCAGUCAGCGGCUAGCCGCCAACGCAGAGAGAGCGUCUCCCUACGACUCUCUUCUCCGAUCCUCUAUACUCUCGCUCUUUCACUCGUACCGUAGCCAACACACGCAUCAGAUCAGAGUGCGAAUGUCGCGCGGUGACAUGUGAGGCCCCCGGUGCUGUGCAUCCCCGGACAGGUCGCGGCGAGUGCGUACGCGUUUUACACCGAACGGAGCCAGUGCGCGAGUGCGACGAGUUAGCGAAUAGCGAAUAGAUCGACCGUAGCGAGAAUCCCAGGAUGAAGGGCGCGAUCGCGCUGCUGCUGCUGCUGCCGUUGCUGUGCUCGCUGCUCAGCGAGUCCUCGGCCUCGGACUCGAGCAGCGAGAUCUUCACCAAGAUGUUCUCGGGCCAGCCGGACCCAGCCGAUCCCUGCUACGACGAGGACCGGCCGCGGCGCUGCAUCCCCGACUUCGUCAACGCAGCCUUCGAGCGACCGGUCGCAGCCUCCUCGACCUGCGGCAUUAGCGGGCCGACGCGCUACUGCGACGGCCUCGACUCCUCCUCGUGCCACCUGUGCGACGACAGCGUGCCCCGGCGCCGGUUCCCGGCCUCCUACCUUACCGAUCUCAACAACCCGACUAACGUGACCUGCUGGCGCAGCGAGCCCCUGGUCUCGCCGUCGAGCCUCUCGGCGCCGCCGGACAACGUCACCCUCACCCUCAGCCUCGGCAAGAAGUACGAGCUGACCUACGUGAGCCUCCAGUUCUGCCCCAAGGCCGCCAAGCCGGACUCGAUCGCCAUCUACAAGUCCAUGGACUACGGGAAGACCUGGCAGCCCUUCCAGUUCUACUCGUCGCUCUGCCGCAAGGUCUACGGCCGGCCCAACCGGGCGACCAUCACCAAGGCCAACGAGCAGGAGGCCCGCUGCACCGACAGCCACAGGUACACCGGCGGCGACGGCCUCGGGCCCGUCGGACGCAUCGCCUUCAGCACCCUGGAGGGCCGACCCUCGGCGCCGGACUUUGACACCUCGCCGGUGCUCCAGGACUGGGUCACCGCGACCGACAUCCGCGUCAUCUUCAACCGGCUGCAGAUGCCGCAGCAGGAGCCCGUCUCUCCGGUGCACGAGGAGGUGCUCAGCCUCGAGGAGAUCGCGAAGCGCGAGCGCGACGAGGCCAAGCUCAAGGGCCAGAAGGGCAUCAACAGCCUGUUCGGCGAGCCCGGACUGGGGGGCACUGCCCUGCCCUCGGUGCACCAGGUCCUCGCGCCCCAGGAGCUGCAGAGCAACGACGCCCUCGAGCUCCAGGAGAUGAGCUUCGUCUCGGUGCCCUCGACCACCAGCAGCACUGGCAACGGUAGGGAGCAGCAGAGCAGCCUGGCACACCACUACGCCGUCUCGGACUUUGCCGUGGGCGGGCGCUGCAAGUGCAACGGACACGCGGCCAAGUGCAGCCCCGACAAGGACGGACAGCUCGCCUGCGAGUGCAGACACAACACCUUCGGACGCGACUGCGAAAAGUGCAAGCCCUUCUACUUCGACCGGCCCUGGGCCAGGGCCACCGCCAGGGACGCCAACGAGUGCAAAGUGUGCAAUUGCAACCAGCACGCGAGGAAGUGCAGGUUCAACAUGGACCUGUACAAGCUGUCGGGCCGCGUGAGCGGGGGCGUUUGCCUGCAGUGCAGGCACUUCACCGCCGGCAGGCACUGCCACUACUGCAUGGAAGGAUACUACAGGGAUCCGACCCGGCCCAUCACUCACCGCAAGGCAUGCAAACCCUGCGAGUGCCACCCGAUCGGAGCCUACGGCAGGACGUGCAACCAGAGCACGGGACAGUGUCCCUGCAAGGACGGCGUCACGGGGAUAACCUGCAACCGGUGCGCGAGGGGCUAUCAGCAGAGCCGAUCUCACAUCGCUCCUUGCAUCAGAAUUCCGAGAGUCGUGCAGACGCAGGGGAUCGCUGGAGAGGACAGCGGUGAGCCUGACGAGGACGAAGACGAGGAGCGAUACGAGACCCGAAAUGAGCCGUGCGCCAAGUGUCGGGCGAGCACCAGGAGGCUGAGCAUGAAGAAGUACUGCAAGCGAGAUUACGCGCUGCAAGCCCGGGUGAUCGACAGAUACGACGGUCCAAACACGGCUGCGGGUAAUCCGGACAACUCCUGGGUCAGGUUUACCCUCAAGAUCGUGACGAUCUUCAAGAAGAGCAAGGACUUGAGGAUCUCCAGGGGAACGACUCCCCUCUACGUACACGCGAGCGACCUCGCCUGCAGGUGUCCCAAGAUCAAACCUAAUCAAUCAUACCUGAUCCUGGGCACAGCGAGCGAGAGCGCGGCCAAGAAGGGCCUCACAGUCACGGAAAAGUCGAUCGUGAUCGAGUGGCGCGACGAGUACAGCCGCAGGAUGCGUCGCUUCGAGCGAAGGGCGAGAUCCUGCCACUGAACAGCUGCUACGAUUACAAGCAUCCCACAUUGAUACCCGAUUACAACUCGUCUUUUACUUUUACUAUAACAAGCGAAAAGAAAGAAGAAAUUUAAGAAAAAAAAAGAAAGAAGACAACCUAUUAUUAAUAUAAAAUAUACCAUUCGUCGUUUAACCUAAGAUUCCUAUAUUUUUUUCAAAAAAGGCAAAAAAGAGAAAAGAUUUUUUCUUUCCCGCAAAAAAAAAGGAGAAAAACGGACACACGAGCUCUAUUUAGCAUACGCGCGCGAGCACAAUGAUAAAAGAGGGCGCCUAUGGAAUGCAUGAAUGUUCCCUUUUUUUCUCUCUCUAACUCUUGUCCGAACGAGAGUCCGCGAGCGCGGUAUAUUAUAUACAUAAAAAACAUGUAGACUUUUGCAUAAACGCAGGAAUAGGAAGACGAAAUGUGUAAGGGAUAAUAGUAGCUCUGGAAUAAGGAACAAGUUGUGCACGACGACGACGAUGAGUCUCGCUUUCACUGUAUAUUCCAGCUUCUCUUCUGUAUUUUGCUUGAUUAUCUUCCCAAAAACACCGACUCACCGCGCGCGACUCUUAUUCCUCUGGUCAUUUGUAUACUCACUUCUAUUCCUAUUCCGCAUAUAUUUGUGUAAAGGCCUUAUACGAUGAAAGAUUUUAAGACGAAGAAUUGAUAGGAGAAGAAAAAAAUAUAAGCUAUCCAUUAACUAUUAAUAAUAGUAAUGUAAUUAUAUACAUUAUUAUUUUAUUGUAUUGAUUAUAUUAUUAUGCGUUGAAGUAUAAUUUAUUUAUAACGACGCGACGGCGACGAGAAGCGAAAAGCAAAGUAUUCCAAUCUAAUUCAUCGCGAGUAUUCGAGUCUUACAAUAUGAUUUAGCGCUAUUUUCUACUACACAAUUUUUAUAUAUAUAUUUAAAACGAUCUUUCUAAACUCGACCGUUGUAUCUUUGCCUCUUUCUUUGCUCCCUCCCUUUUUUUCCUUCUUCCUCCUCGUAAUACACGAGAAAAAGUAUUCCCAAGAUGGAACUUUUUUCUUAUUCAAGCAAACUUUCUCGCAAUGGCUAUAUUUAUUUAUUAAAAUAUUAAUAAUAAUAAUAUAACGAACGUCGAUGCUCGAUCAUCGAUCGCGCGCUUGACUUUAUAUACAUGUAAACAAGAUAUUCGACUAUAUGCGUCCGUUAAUAUGUAGAUUUUCUUGUACAUUUUUUAUAUAAGUACAUAAUUAAUUGUCGAUAACGAUUAAGGAUAUAUCACACGAAGAUGAGAAAACAAGCUAUUAUGUCGUUCGCCUGAGAAAACCGCGAGUUCUUUGCGAAAUUACACGAAAACACACACAUAGAAACGAGCACAUAUCGAUUUUUUCAAUGCAAACGAUGAGACUUUUCGAGUAACUGCCAAAAUUGACAUUUUUUACGCGUUAUACAAGUAUGGUUAUUGUACACAAUGUAAUCGGAGUAUAUUUCUCAGGACGACGUGUGUAUUUCGUUUUCACGCAAUAUAUAAUUACGAAAGAGAGAAAAAAUAAUAAUAAUUAUUAUAUGCAUUAAACUCGAAUCGAAAGAGCAAAGAGGCUCGAAGUGCCAAUUUCCACAAAAGGCCAUAAUAAUAUCCACGUACUUAUAGGAGAUAUUAAUCAAAUUUAUAAAUCCGCUACACACUUGGAUAUUAUAAUAUACCGUUGUAUCACUGAAGGCAAUAAUACUUUUUCCCGUUUUUUUUUUAACCUUUGUAACGAGUCCCUAUACUAUAGUUGAAACAGUUAAAAGCCACAGUUAUGUUUUGGUGGAGACACGACUUCGUAUAGGCCAAGAAGAACGUUGAGUAUAUUAAAAUAUAAUAUGAAUAGUCUUGUAUGUACAGAACGUGUAUUUUUUAGGAAAAUAAAAUCACCUUUAAUAUAAGUGAAUAAUCUUCUUGUAUCGACUAAACCUUUAAGUUGGAAUAAUGUAAUAAACUCUAUUAUUAUUGUAAUUUGCAUUUGUUCCACCUUUGAUCUGCGCAUUCACAGAGUUAUAUAGUGCUAUUUGUAUUACUGUAUGCGAUUGCGAAGAAAAAAUAAUAAAAAAACAUUUUUUUUACAAACGAAGCGUUUGUACAAUCGUUUGAUGAAAUUAAUUUGAACUAUAUUUCAAAUUUGGUGAUUCUUCGGACUUUUAUGAAUAUAAAUGUAACAAAGAUACGUAAUCAUGACACGCAGUAUUCACAACGAGUAUACAGACACGCAGCAAAGCUAUUACUAGUUGACACGCUUGAAAGAACAAUUCAGCUUUGAUUUGUCGAUUUCGGUUAACAAUACACAGUGCGUAAUGAAAAAAGAAGAAAUGAGACUUUUGAGGUCAAGUGUAAUGGGCUGCGUAAGGUGACUUUAUUCUUCUAAAUCAGCGAGACGAUCAGUCAGAGCGGAGAAAAUAAUAACGAAGGCAAAUAAGAAGGAGAUGGAAAUUUUAGAUACGAACUUGCCAAUAAGCGCAUCCUUGAAUUAAACUUGUAGAGCGUGUAUACGCGCGAGCGACGACUCGAUGAAUGUGCUAUAUUUAUACCUCCGCGACUUUAUGCUAGUUACGAUAGGAUAUAAUAUAAACGAUAUCAUUACAGUAUAUCAGUAUGAUUAUUAUUAUUAUUAUGCGAAAAAGAAAAAAAAAAUUAAUCGAUCGCUGCCGCAUAUUAUAUCGAUAUACGACUACGACUAGCUCUCGUUUUAAAUUAUUAUCCUAAGUGUCACGUCGUGUAUUGUGGUGUAAUAAAUGUGAUUAGGUAGUUAUCAUGCGAAAUAAAUAUGCAAUGCGUCGCAAGUAAAACUUUGAAA
Molecule: messenger RNA, 5280 nt
Organism: Nasonia vitripennis (jewel wasp)
Lineage: Eukaryota; Metazoa; Arthropoda; Insecta; Hymenoptera; Pteromalidae
Product: netrin-B
Exons: 7
Coding region: 342-2480 (712 amino acids)
Molecular function (GO): protein binding
Source: RefSeq, a predicted model, not a curated record